Molecule: messenger RNA, 124 nt
Organism: Dentiscutata heterogama
Lineage: Eukaryota; Fungi; Glomeromycota; Glomeromycetes; Diversisporales; Gigasporaceae
Source: the annotation of a GenBank genome assembly
AUAUAUCUAAAGGCAUGUUUAGUGAAUAUUUGUAUAAUAAAAUGUAUAUUGAGUUAACACAACUUGUUGAUGGUAUUGAUGAUAUUAGAGAACUUUGGAUAGUAUUAUAUAUUGAUCAACAAAA